GGAACCGCUCACCCAGGCGGGUGCCGCCAUGCACACCGAGGGACUGUCCUGCUGCUUGGUGUUUUUGCUUCUGGGACUCUGCAGUGUGCACUCGCGCAAUGUGCUGCUGAUAGUUGCGGACGAUGGAGGCUUUGAAAGUGGAGCCUACAACAAUAGUGCCAUCACCACCCCUCACCUGGAUGCUCUGGCCCGCCACAGCCUCAUCUUCCGCAAUGCCUUCACCUCUGUCAGCAGCUGCUCCCCCAGCCGCGCCAGCCUCCUCACCGGCCUGCCCCAGCACCAGAAUGGCAUGUAUGGGCUGCACCAGGAUGUGCAUCAUUUCAACUCCUUCGACAAGGUGCAGAGCUUGCCGCUGCUGCUCCGCCAGGCUGGAGUGCGCACAGGCAUCAUUGGGAAGAAGCAUGUGGGUCCGGAUACGGUGUACCCCUUUGACUUUGCGUUCACCGAGGAGAACAGCUCUGUGCUGCAGGUGGGGCGGAACAUCACUAGAAUUAAGCAGCUAGUCCGGAAAUUCCUGCAGAGUCAGGAUGACAGGCCCUUCUUCCUCUACGUGGCUUUCCAUGACCCCCACCGCUGCGGGCACUCCCAGCCCCAGUACGGAACCUUCUGUGAGAAGUUUGGCAACGGGGAGAGUGGCAUGGGGCUCAUUCCAGACUGGACACCGCAGACCUACGACCCCCAGGAUGUGAAGGUGCCUUACUUUGUCCCAGACACACCGGCAGCCCGUGCAGACCUAGCCGCCCAGUACACCACCAUCGGCCGGAUGGACCAAGGGGUGGGGCUGGUACUGCAGGAGCUGCGAGGUGCCGGCGUGCUGAAUGACACCCUCAUCGUCUUCACAUCCGACAAUGGGAUCCCGUUCCCCAGUGGCAGGACCAACCUUUACUGGCCUGGUACAGCUGAACCUCUGUUGCUGUCAUCCCCAGAGCACCCACAACGCUGGGGCCAGGUCAGCGAGGCCUACGUGAGCCUCCUAGACCUCACCCCCACCAUCCUGGACUGGUUCUCCAUUCCAUAUCCCAGCUAUGCCAUCUUUGGCUCAAAGACGAUCCAGCUCACAGGCCGAUCCCUCCUGCCAGCGCUGGAGGCAGAGCCCCUUUGGGCCACUGUCUUCGGCAGCCAGAGCCACCACGAGGUCACCAUGUCCUACCCCAUGCGCUCGGUACACCACCAGAACUUCCGCCUCAUUCACAACCUCAGCUUCAAGAUGCCAUUUCCCAUCGACCAAGAUUUCUAUGUCUCGCCGACCUUCCAGGACCUCUUGAACCGAACCACAGCUGGCCAGCCCACAGGCUGGUACAAGGAUCUACACCAUUACUACUACCGGGAACGCUGGGAACUCUACGAUGUCAGCCGGGACCCUCGAGAGACACAGAACCUGGCCGCUGACCCACACUUCUCUCAAGUGCUGGAGAUGCUGAAAGCCCAACUGACUAAGUGGCAGUGGGAGACGCAUGACCCCUGGGUGUGCGCCCCUGACGGGAUCCUGGAGGAAAAGCUCACACCGCAGUGCCGACCUCUUCACAAUGAGCUCUGAUGGUCCCUGGGGCAGCUGCCAGCCUGCCUCUACUCAGAUGGGAAGGGAGGGACAAUGGAGUCAGUGCUAACAGCCCCCCCCCACACACCCAUCUGAGGAGGGGCCCCUGUAAUGUGGGAUGCCACUCCUGCCUCUACUCAGACGGGAAGGGAGGGACAAUGGAGUCAGUGCUAACAGCCCCCCCCUACACACCCAUCUGAGGAGGGGCCCCUGUAAUGUGGGAUGCCACUCCUGCCUCCUGGAGAAGAGCUCAGGCAUGCACUCCCCAUGUUGUCACCACAUCAGGACACUGCUGUCCUCACGUCUGCGUGGACUGACCCAGGAGUUCUAGGGCUAACUUGGGUGGGCAGAAUCCCAAGUUUGACCUGCAGAUAAAGGGUAAGGUCUGGGGUUUCAAAGCCCUCUGGUUUCUGAAGUCCAGGGAUGUUUUCAAGUUCUUUAUUCUAAUAGGAGUACAGAACUGUGUGCCCUGUGGUCAGUGGGUGAACCACACUGACUGCUGCAACCAGCGUUGGUGUAGAGGAAGCCUUAGGAGGCCCUGGGCUUGCUUUUGCCUUCAUUCUACCCUCGUCGAGUACAUGCUUGGUCAGAAACCUCACUGUUUCUCAGAGGUGAUGAGCUUGAUUCUGUGGUCUUUCUGGGCUCAGCUUGUCCUUUCUUAGGGUAACUGGGGACAGGGUGUGACAGUGGUCCCUCUCUUGCCCUUCAUCCUCUCUCUUUGAGUGACACCAAGCUUAUGGCUCAGCCUGUUGUCGGGAUUUCUGUCCUGCCCGGUUCCCGCAAUCGUUAAGUCCCAAAGAAAUCACACAGCGGUCUAUAUUAAUCAUACAUUGAUUGACCCCUUUAGCUCAGGGUUCUUAUUAACUCUUAUAACUUAUAUUAGCCCAUUAUUCUUCUGUAUGUUAGCCACAUGGCUCAGUACCUUUUUCAGCAAGGCAGUCACUUCUUGCUUCUUCUGUGGUGGGUUCACAG
Microtus oregoni (creeping vole) is the source of this 2509-nucleotide messenger RNA. It is a transcript of the gene Sgsh, whose product is annotated as N-sulfoglucosamine sulfohydrolase. The coding region runs from base 29 to 1537 and encodes 502 amino acids. Gene Ontology annotation, molecular function: N-sulfoglucosamine sulfohydrolase activity. NCBI's taxonomy places the organism in Eukaryota, Metazoa, Chordata, Mammalia, Rodentia, Cricetidae. The transcript has 8 exons. Gene Ontology annotation, biological process: heparan sulfate proteoglycan catabolic process; glycosaminoglycan catabolic process. The record is from RefSeq and is a predicted model, not a curated record.